AUGUGGAAUGCCUGCCUCGGAGGCAGUGGUGACAGCAGCAGCAACGGUGGUGGCAGUGGCGGCUGGGCCGCUGGCCCAGGUGGUGCGAUAUGUAAUGGCCGCCUCUGUGUGGUGGCUGCCUCAGAAGAGGCUGCUGCUCGGCUGCCUUGGAGGAGGUGGAGAAGCUGGUGGCUUGGCUGCCUUGGAGGGGAGGGCAGCGGCAACUCAGCAGCCUCAGAGGAGGGGGCGGCAGCUGCUUGGCUGCCUCGGAGGAGGUGGAGAAGGUGGUGGCUUGGCUGCUUCAGAGGAGGGGGUGGCGACUGCUUGGCUGCCUUGGAGGAGGCAGAGAAGGUGGUGGCUCAGCUGCCUCGGAGGAGGGGAUGGCGGUGGUUCGGCAGCCUCGGGGAGGGGGCGGCGGCACCUCCGCCGCCUUGGAAGGGGGCUGGUGGCACCUCCACCGCCUCGGAUGGGGGGGCGGUGGCGCCUACGCUGCCUCGGGGGGGCAGCAGUGCCUUCGCCGCCUUCGAGGAGGCUGCGCCGGUGGCUCUGGCGCCUUGGGCCCAGGAGGCCGCGGCUUGCUCCAGGUUUGAGGAAGCUAAGAAGGAGGCUUAUGCAAUAGAUCAAAAGCUUGCAGAAAAAAAGGAAGAUGAAGCUACCCUGGAAAAGAAAUGGCCCUUCCUUGGUGUUCCUUUGACAGUCAAGGAAGCUUUCCAGCUACAAGGAAUGCCAAAUUCUUCUGGACUCAUGAACCGUCGUUAUGCCAUUUCCAAAACAGAUGCCACCGUGGUAGCAUUUCUGAAGGAAGCUGGUGCCAUUCCCCUUGGCAUAACCAACUGUAGUGAAUUGUGCAUGUGGUAUGAAUCCAGUAACAAGAUUUAUGGACGAUCCAACAACCCAUAUGAUUUACGUCAUAUUGUAGGUGGAAGUUCUGGUGGUGAGGGCUGCACACUGGCAGCUGCCUGCUCAGUAAUUGGUGUGGGCUCUGAUAUUGGUGGCAGCAUUCGAAUGCCUGCUUUCUUCAAUGGCAUAUUUGGACACAAACCUACUCCAGGUGUAGUUCCCAACAAGGGUCAGUUUCCCAUGGCUGGGGGAGCCCAGGAACUGUUUCAAUGCACUGGUCCAAUGUGCCGCUAUGCUGAAGAUCUGACCCCUAUGCUGAAGGUCAUGGCAGGAUCGGGGAUCAAAAAAUUAAAACUGGAUGCAAAGGUAAAUUUAAAGGACUUAAAAUUUUACUGGAUGGAACAUGAUGGAGGCUCAAUUUUAAUGUCAAAGGUGGACCAAGAUCUCAUUCUGACUCAGAAAAAGGUUGUGGCUCACCUCAAAACUAUGCUAGGAGCCUCGGUUCAGCAUGUUAAACUGAAGAAAAUGAAGUAUUCUUUUCAGUUGUGGAUCACAAUGAUGUCAGCAAAGGGACAUGAUGGGGAGGAACCUGUAAAAUUUGUGGAUCUGCUUGGUGACCACGGGAAGCCUAUCAGUCCUCUGUGGGAAUUGGUUAAAUGGUGUCUGGGUCUGUCAGUAUACACCAUCCCCUCCAUUGGGCUGGCUUUGUUGGAAGAAAAGCUCAAAUAUAACAAUGAAAAAUACAAAAAGUUUAAAGCAGUGGAAGAAUGCCUGCAUAAAGAGCUGGUGGAAAUGCUAGGCAAUGAUGGUGUGUUUUUAUAUCCCUCGCAUCCCACAGUGGCGCCCAAGCAUCAUGUUCCUCUAACAAGGCCUUUCAACUUCGCUUACACAGCUGUCUUCAAUGCCCUGGGCUUGCCUGUGACCCAGUGCCCACUGGGUCUGAAUGCCAACGGACUUCCUCUAGGCAUCCAGGUUGUGGCAGCACCCUAUAAUGAUCACCUGACCCUGGCUGUGGCCCAGUACUUGGAGAAAACUUUUGGAGGCUGGGUUUGUCCUGGAAAGUUUUAGUAGAAUCUUCUCCAGUGUCAGUGUGUGUGUUUGUGUGUAUAUGUUUGUGUGUUUCUAUUAAUUGGGUGAGAUCUACCUGGUAUGUAGAAGAAACAGUAAUUGAAGAAUUUAUUUACUCAUUUAGUUAUAAUGUUUACUUUUAUUUUCUGCACUAAUUGUUGGCCUUACUAAAAUAGCAAUAAAUUGAUCCCUGCCUUCAUUUUACUGGAGAAUUGGUCAUGUAAAUGAAUAAAGUACAAUAAAGUUUUCUAGAUGCUG
Molecule: messenger RNA, 2145 nt
Organism: Carlito syrichta (Philippine tarsier)
Lineage: Eukaryota; Metazoa; Chordata; Mammalia; Primates; Tarsiidae
Gene: FAAH2
Product: fatty acid amide hydrolase 2
Exons: 10
Coding region: 1-1887 (628 amino acids)
Source: RefSeq, a predicted model, not a curated record